AUGCCUGCCAAGGCCCUGGUGGCUGAGGAUGGAGUGGCCUUUAUCCUUUUGAGCCCAAAUCAUGCUGCCUGGAGCCCUAGCGCCCCGCGUGCGCGCCCGCCUGCUCCGCGCACCUGCCGCGGGCGCCUCGCGGGCCUGAGCUGGAGGCUGGCGGGCAGCGCGCACAGGUGGCGGCUAUCGGGCAGGCGGGGCCCGGGGGUGACGUCACGGGCUCCGGUCCCGGCGGCAGAAAUAGGGCGGCCGCGGCGGCUGUGGCUCAGCAGCGGGCAGCGGCGGCUCGGAGGGCCGGAGCCGAGGCAGCCUCCAGCGCGCCCGGGAGUCGCCGACCGCCGAGGGGCACGGCCGGAAGACGCGGGGCCGGGUCGCCGCCGCCGCCGCCGCCGCCACGGGCUCGCCCGCCCGCCCGCCGGAGUCCAGCCACCCGGUCUUUCCCUCGGCCCGGGCCGCCGCAGACUCAACAAAAUGAAGCCAGGAUACUUUUGGCUGCAUCUUGCACUGCUUGGGGCCUCGCUGCCAGCUGCGCUGGGAUGGAUGGACCCAGGAACCAGCAGAGGCCUGAACAUGGGUGUGGGGGAGUCGCAGGCAGAGCAACCUGGGAGCUUCCACCGGAGGAGCCGGGAUGCCCUGGGAAGGACCUGUCGGGUUUACCUGACACGCUUGGAGGGCCGGACCGCACCUCGGCCCCCGUACCCUCUCUCCACGCCCACCCAUGCACAGAACGCCUUACAUCAGGCCUCUCCCCACAGCGUGGGGCUUUCUGGCCACGAUGGUCUGCCGGCCUCCUGUGGGAAGAAGUUCUGUGGCCGUGGGAGCAGGUGCAUGCCCAGCAGGGAGACGGGGCAGCCUGAGUGCCGGUGCCUGGAGGCGUGCAGACCCAGCUACAUGCCCGUAUGCGGCUCCGAUGGCAGGUUUUACGAGAACCACUGUGAGCUCCACCGUGCUGCCUGCCUGCUGGAGAAGAAGAUUGUCGUUGUCCACAGCAAAGACUGUUUCCUUAAAGGUGACCCAUGCACCAUGGCCGACUACGCCCGCCUGAAGAAUGUCCUUCUAGCACUCCAGACCCACCUGCAGCCACUCCAAGAAGGCGACAGCAGACAAGACCCUGCCUCCCAGAAGCGCCUCCUGGUGGACUCUUUGUUUAAGUACUUGGACGCAGAUGGUGACGGCCACCUCAUCAGCUCUGAACUGGCUCAGCACGUGCUGAAGGAGCAUGACCUGGAGGAGGACGUCCUGGGGUGCUCGCCCGGUGACCUCCUCCGAUUUGAUGACUACAACAGCGACGGCUCCCUGACGCUGCCCGAGUUCCACACAGCCUUCCAGGUGGUUCAGCUCAGCCUGGCCCCUGAGGAGAGAGUCCGCGUGGCCACAGUGACCGUGGGGCUGAGCACAGUGCUGACCUGCGCUGUCCAUGGAUACCUGCGGCCACCCAUCAUCUGGAAGCGCAACGGGCUCUCCCUCAACUUCCUGGACUUGGAAGACAUCAAUGACUUCGGAGAGGACGACUCCCUCUACAUCACCAAGGUGACCACCAUCCACAUGGGCAAUUACACCUGCCAUGCCUCCGGCCAUGAGGAGCUGUUCCAGACCCACGUCCUGCAGGUGAAUGCACCACCAGUCAUCCGCGUCUACCCAGAGACCCAGGCACAGGAGCCUGGGGUGGCGGCCACUCUGAGAUGCCAUGCAGAGGGCAUUCCUAUGCCCAGAAUCACUUGGCUGAAAAACGGCAUGGAUGUCUCAACUCAGAUGUCAAAACAGCUCUCCCUUUUAGCCAAUGGGAGCGAACUCUACAUCAGUAGUGUUCGGUAUGAAGACACAGGGGCGUAUACCUGCAUCGCCAAGAAUGAAGUGGGUGUGGAUGAAGAUAUUUCCUCACUCUUCAUUGAAGACUCAGCUAGAAAGACCCUUGCAAACAUUCUUUGGCGAGAGGAAGGCCUCAGCGUGGGGAACAUGUUCUACAUCUUCUCUGACGACGGCAUCGUCAUCCUUCAUCCUGUGGACUGUGAGAUCCAGCGGCACCUCAAACCCACGGAGAAGAUCUUCAUGAGCUACGAAGAAAUCUGUCCUCACGGGGGAGAAAAUGUCACCCAGCCGUGCCAGUGGGCAUCGGCGGUGAACGUCAGGCACCGGUACAUCUACGUGGCCCAGCCGACACUGAGCAGAGUCCUCGUGGUCGACGUGCAAGCCCAGAAAGUCCUACAGUCCAUAGGUGUGGACCCUCUGCCAGCUAAGCUGUCCUACGACAAGUCACAUGAUCAAGUGUGGGUGCUGAGCUGGGGGGAUGUGCACAAGUCCCAACCAAGCCUCCAGGUAUGUUGAGCACAUGGAAGCAAGCUGAAACACACACACCCCUUUCUAAUAGAGGUCUCCUGCUUCCACAGGCAGCUGAUCACAGUUAUCCAAAUAUGUCCAAAACGGCUCAAGGAGAGAGAAGGAGACAGCCUCAGGCUAGUGCCCCUCACAAGCAAUUAACAGGCAGCUUCAGCCAGGCCUGCUGUUAGUAAUACUGGUGACAGACAGGAUUCUGAUGGCAACCAGAAUGUGGCUCCUGGGACCAAACAGAAGCGAGGCCCUGGAGUCCAGGCAGUGAGAAGGGAGACAGGGCUUUCCUCAUCUGGGGUUCGGGGAGGAUAGCAUCAAAGUGAGCUCCAGAUGCUGGCCCACAGGAAGAAGAAGGAAGCGCAACACCAGCAACUGUGUCCGUAACAGAAGCACGUUCACUGAGGGCUGACAGUGCCCUAGGGCAGGGAAAGUUAAAUGAUUGGCAGCUGUGCAACCCGGGCAGUGUAGGUCUGCCGGCCACACCUUUCAGCCACUGCCCUGGAUGGCCUCAUGGGAAGAGCUUGGGCCCGGGAGACCUACAGAGUUCCUCCCUCCACCAGCCA
Manis javanica (Malayan pangolin) is the source of this 2882-nucleotide messenger RNA. Lineage: Eukaryota; Metazoa; Chordata; Mammalia; Pholidota; Manidae. The record is from RefSeq and is a predicted model, not a curated record.